CGGCGCCAGCAGGUCGCCGAUUGCAUCACAUGCGCACGUCUCCAAAAUACGGUAUGUUACUGCACAAAAUAUUGUCAUCGAUCUUCCAAUUUACUUCUUGGUACCGGUAUUUCCCGCCUCAAUGUUGUGAGACAAAGACAUUGUUAUAAUAGCGUCAUAGUUGAGCAGUGUUCGAAAACAUAUUAUAUAGAACCUAAUCACCUACCGGAGUCAGGAAGUUAAAUCGUUGGAUGGAAGGGAAAAGUAAAAACAUACGAUUGAUGACGCCACUUACGUUCGCACAGUACGCAUAGUUGCCAUCAAACCAUGAGCGCGACGGCGUCAUCGUCAAAAUCGGCAGCGGAACAAAUCACGAAGAAAAAUUCCAAGACACUCUCCACCCUUCUGCAGAGCAAUCCAAAGAAUACCGACUGGAAGCGAAUCAAAGCUAUUCUUUUUACAUACCACCCAGAGAAGAAGAACGCCCCCAACCUCGAAGGUCUCCUACACCAAGCACUGAAUCGAGCAUGCCUGGAUCCAUCGGGUGUUUCUUCUCCAACUUUCGACCUUAUACUCUCAAAGACGAGGGAAUUGUCUUUGUCAGAACGCGUUCGGUAUACGAGCACAGCGAUCAGGUGUCGAAACAGGAAAGCUGUCCGAGCUCUCAUUCACGACGAUCCAUCGGUUUUGUUCUAUUGCACCAAUGAAGAGGACGAUAGCUCGAUGAUUACGGCAGAUAACGCCAACGGAACCACUCUCUUGCACAUUGCUUGUGAAGAAUAUGGCUGGAAUGACGAAAUUGCCUUUGUUCUCGCCGAAAUUCUAAGCAACAACAAACACCACGAAAGAGACGGUAGAUGCUACUUCCAUAACGGUUUGUUUCAGGAGAUGGCAGAGUCAGAAAUGCCCUUGAAGCUAUCCCUACAAGCGGGUUCAGAUUUAGAGAAAAUAAUAUGCCAUCUGAAGGAGCAACAUCCUAGCUACUUGGAAAGGAAUCUUGACUGUCUAUCACAGAUUAUUGCUGAAUUCUGCUACGAUAUGACACUCCUCUAUGAUCUGGCCGAUGCUUAUGGGAUUCGAUUGCUGACCAGUGUCCACCCCAAAGAUGGUUCGAGUCCACUGGGUUUUGCCUGUUAUUAUCAGAAUGAAGAAAUGGUUCGGGUUUUGUUGGAGUUAUAUCAUAACUUGAACAAUAGAACCGAAAACAGAGAAUCGUGCAACAACAACAAUAGAAAUUCCCUUCUUCAGGUUCAAAAAAGUCUCCUCUCACCAAACAACGAGGGCAUGUCACCGCUCGGGCAUUUGCUCCUCAGUGUAGGCGAUCCAGAUGCCGAAAAUGCUUGGAAAUGCGUCAAUACAUGUGUUCGCUUUUUUACCGACAACGACAACAUUACCAAUUUCGAUGUCAACGACGAUUGCAAUAACGGAGGGAAUGGAAUUUCAAGAUUGCAGCAACAGCGAUUUCCCGUGCUGCAUUUGUUCCUUUUGCACACAUGGGAUGCUCUGAUUGCAAAAAAGAAUUGUAUGAAAAUCUUGGAUCGAAUCAUCCAGCGGUUUAGAAUAGAUUUUUGUGUCGUUGACGAUGAAACUGGUAACACGGUGCUCUCCAUCGUGGUCGAAAAACUGUCUAUAUGUAGUCCUGCUUAUCACGGCAAGAAAAAGAGACCCCAUGCAAUGGCAAUGAAAAUAUUGGAUUACCUAACAACUGGUCAUCCCGUCGUUCCAUCGGAUGUAGCAUCGAACCAUCAUCGGCCCGCUACUACAAGAGAUGGACGCGGUCGACUCCCUUUGCAUUCAGCUUGUGAAAAUUCCCUGCCGUGGAAAACAGGAUUGAGAAGUAUUGUGGAUGCAAAUGUUCCAGCAUUGGAGUCAUACGAUCCUCUCACUCGUCUUCCAGCCUUUGCUCAUCAUGCCGUCGGUCCAAAAAGCGACCUCGAUUCGAUCUAUGAAUUGCUCCGACUUCAUCCUGGUAUUAUUGAUACCGUUAUACCACUUGCCAAUUCGAACUAAGAGCGACACAAAUUGUUGAAAUCAAGAGAAUUGAAGUUUCGUCGUAGGACUCGUACAUCCGCACGAUACGACGCAAAAUACGGUACUUAAAAAUUCUCAUUCCUUUCCAGUCGUGCUACUUAGUCUGGCCUUCGUUCACAUUUGACGUGUUUCCCCGUAAAGUUCGUCCGUACGGUACGACCAUAGAGAUAUUCUACGCAUUCGAUUAAUGCGAAUGAUUCGGUCUACGUUACGUUCGUACUGUACGAUAUUUUAUUUCUUAUUUUCACAUCAUAUUCCUUCUAAAACGUACAGUAAAGUACUCUCCUUUGG
Pseudo-nitzschia multistriata is the source of this 2301-nucleotide messenger RNA. The record is from the annotation of a GenBank genome assembly. NCBI's taxonomy places the organism in Eukaryota, Bacillariophyta, Bacillariophyceae, Bacillariales, Bacillariaceae.